GCCUUUUUUUUUUUUCUUUUUCCUUUCACAUUUCUACAAUUUUUUGCACUGAAAACAAAAGGCACCCGGACUUUGCUGCAGAAAACGCACUUUGUGCGUCCCGGGGAAGCAGAGACGGGACUGCUGGAAUCUCUUUCGUCACCAGUGGUGACGAAAGCAAGCGCGUUUCGGUUGUUUUUGCAAGGAUUAUUAGAGGGGAGAGGAAAAGGUUUGGGACAAGGAUCAAGAGUCAAUAAACCAUCCUAGUUACACUUGGAGCUGGCCUUUCGCUUUGUGCAGAUCGUUAUCGCUGUUCGGCCUCUUGGGUACUGAAGACUGCAAGGCUUCCAGCAGGGCUGACUUUGAGGACCAUGCCAUAAUGAAGAACGAUUCGCCGGUGAUGUUGUCUGCCGUCGCCAGGGCAAGGGGCCUAUUAAGAAGCAGCGAGCCCAGCCUUCUCUCUCCAGCGGCACCCCGAGCAGUUUCCUUGUUAGAGGAAGCGGCUGAACUCCUGGUUUUGGACAGGGACUUUGCUGCAGCGGUGGACAGAUGUGAGAAAGGCUGCCAGAGCCUUUUGGAAAACGAUGGCGAUUCUGACGGAUCCAACUCUGAAGAUCUGAAAUGCUCUCUGUGUAUUGUUGGCAUCCAAGCUUUGGCUGAAAUGGAUCGAUGGAGAGAAGUCAUCCCAUGGGUUCUUCAGUAUUACCACAAACCCAAAUGUUGGCCUCCCAAAAUUCUGGAGCUCUGCAUCCUCCUCCAUAGCAAAGUGGAAGAACCUCAUGUGAUGUUAGAUGUUGGUGGGGACUGGUUAUACUGCCCAUCCAAUCAGAACCUGUCAAGUUAUGGCCUGUUGGCUCAGCUUUAUCUUUUCCAUGUGCUCUUGCCACUCGGACACUUUUCAGAGGCAGAGGAGCUGAUCCAAGGUUGCAAAGCUUUGAGCCAGGAGCAGCGAGAAGACAUGCACAAAACCCUUCAAGAGAAACAGCAUCAGUGGCUACAGAAAGAAGCACCUCCAAUUCCUGAGGAGCAGCCAGAGAUGUCCUGGAAGCUGCAGUUGGGUUCAGUGUCUCAAAGGAUGUUGACCAUCUUGGUCCAGUUGAGAAGACUGCUGGAGUCUUUGGCAAGCCAGUUCAGUUCUAUCCCCUUCAAAAAGACACUUUUGGCGGCCCUCCUGUUGUGUCUCAUUGUAGUGAGGCUUGACCCAGCAUCCCCUACUUCUCUACCCUUCCUCUACAGGCUGACCCAGCUUUUCCAUCAAGCUCGUUUGGCUUUACUUCCUCCAAGCAGAAGACCUCCUGUUCAAGACUAGCUUGCUCUUUUGUCAUCUCUGGAUACUAUGAUAUGCUCCCAAGCCAACACUGCAGGUUUGGGGACAAUGCCGAACAUAAAGCGACGGGAGUUUCUUCCAAGACCAAGAAUGUGUUCUGAAAGUGGAUAUGGCUGGAUGGAAUACAAAAGUCCAUAUGAAGAGGUUUCUCUUGGAUUAGAACGUGCUUUUUGUGCUCAUUCCUGUUUAGAAACAUGUUUAUUUUAAGUGAGUGACAUUUGCUUCCAAGUAAACAUUGAGAUCAAGGUGUGACAGACUAUUUCAGGUGUUUUUUUAAAUCUUCACUUUGGCAAGGAGACAUUAAACUUUUUUUUUUUCUAUCUGGGAAAGACUAUGCCUGCCUCUCUUCUCCUGGUAUACAUUUGUCAUGCAGAAGUUUUUCCUUCUCUACCUGGCUGUGAGGCCCUCCAAACCAAAGAAAGGCACCUGUUGAUUCUUCCAAGUAGAUUUCUUUAUUCUUCCACACCUAUAGACAGCAUCUUGCCAGACUAAAGCAUUCUACUAUAUACACUGGGCAUAUUCUCUGAGAACUAUUAAGGAGGCAAUGUCUCAACUACUUCUUCUCACACUAUCUGAAGUGAGCUGCCUCUUAUUUCUCUGGAAUACACCCCUCUCUCAUGGCAAUCCAGUCCACAACAUUCCACCACAGUGGCUGCCUUCAGAUGGGAUGGACAACAAUCCCAUUUCCCUCAUUCAUCAGAUCAUAUCUGGAGAGCAAACAGCUGGUGCAGAUUCCAUGUAAAAUUUAUGAGUGUUUUUGUGCAAAGAAGAGGAAGUGAUUCUUCUAGAGAAAGCCGUAUCAAAUUAAGUGGUUUUCUCUUUAACUUUAAGACUGAGCUGCCAGUGCAGAAAGCAAGAUAUGAAAUGAUUAAUCACUUUAAUCUCAACCUUCCUUUCAUCCCUUUACUCAUCAGAGGCCCUGGGUCUUUUCAUGGGGAGUAUGGACAUUGCUUUUCCUGACUUGGUAGUGAAACCCAGAAUCACCUUAGAUGGGUAGCAUAUAAAUGUAACAAUUUUUUUAAAAAAAGUCCUUGCUAAUGAGUGAUAGAUUCUUGUGAUCUUCUGUGCAAGUCUUUAUACAAGGAAGAGCUGUGAUGCUUUUAGCAACUUUGCUCAUUAUUUUGUAAGGGUUAGGAUGAGCAAGCAUUUUCAGGGGUGGGAGAAAUUUGCAAAUGAUAUUACAUGUUGUUUAAACCAGUUGCUAUCCCCGUUUAAUGUCUAUUUCAUGUUUUAAAAAGUGUUUUGGUUUUA
Messenger RNA from Pseudonaja textilis, 2557 nucleotides. RefSeq names its product peroxisomal biogenesis factor 26 (gene PEX26). Gene Ontology annotation, cellular component: peroxisome; peroxisomal membrane. The record is from RefSeq and is a predicted model, not a curated record. Gene Ontology annotation, biological process: protein import into peroxisome matrix; protein import into peroxisome membrane. Gene Ontology annotation, molecular function: protein-containing complex binding; ATPase binding. Lineage: Eukaryota; Metazoa; Chordata; Lepidosauria; Squamata; Elapidae.